Messenger RNA from Carica papaya (papaya), 2202 nucleotides. RefSeq names its product Tetratricopeptide repeat (TPR)-like superfamily protein (gene CRR2). Gene Ontology annotation, biological process: RNA modification. NCBI's taxonomy places the organism in Eukaryota, Viridiplantae, Streptophyta, Magnoliopsida, Brassicales, Caricaceae. The record is from RefSeq and is a predicted model, not a curated record. Gene Ontology annotation, molecular function: zinc ion binding; RNA binding; protein binding.
GCACGGAACUUAAUUGUCUUCCUGAAUUAAAAUCACAGUUUUCUUCCUUCAUGUGGGUGUUUCAGUUCCCUCAAUCCGUCCAGUUACCUCAAUACACGACUCACUUCACACCUCGAACUCCCCCAAAACCUCCGGCAUGUUCUUUCACCAUAAAACCAUCGGCUACUACGACGAACACCAACAACAACCGGCUAAUUCAAUCUCUGUGCAAACAAGGUAAUCUUAAACAAGCACUUAAGGUCCUGUCUCAUGAACCCAACCCGACCCAACAUACCUACGAACUCCUAAUCCUGUCUUGUGGCCACAAAAACUCCCUCCCCGAUGCCGAAAGCGUUCACGACCAUCUUGUCAAUAAUGGGUUCGACCAAGAUCCUUUCCUGGCGACAAAACUCAUCGCGAUGUACUCUGAAUUGGACUCCAUUGAUAAUGUCCGGAAGGUGUUCGACAAAACUCGUAACAGAACUAUAUACGUUUGGAAUGCGCUGUUUAGAGCGCUUACGCUUGCUGGUCGUGGAGAAGAGGUGUUGGAUUUAUAUAGGAGGAUGAAUAAGAUAGGAAUCCCGUCGGAUAGGUUCACUUACACGUACGUGCUUAAGGCUUGUGUUGCGUCGGAGUGUCUGAUUUCGCUUUUGAAGAAGGGGAAAGAGAUUCAUGCCCGAAUUUUGCGAGAUGGUUGUGACUCACGGGUUCAUAUUAUGACUACUUUGGUGGAUAUGUAUGCGAGGUUUGGGUGCGUGGAUUAUGCUAGCCGUGUGUUCAGUGCAAUGCCAGUAAAAAAUGUGGUUUCUUGGAGCGCCAUGAUUGCGUGUUAUGCCAAGAAUGGGAAGCCUUAUGAAGCUCUGGAGCUUUUUCAUGAAAUGAUGCUUCAGACUCAUGAUUCCUUUCCAAAUUCAGUGACAAUGGUUAGUGUGCUUCAAGCUUGUGCAGCACUUGCCGCAUUGGAGCAAGGGAAGCUGAUACAUGGAUAUGUGCUUAGAAGAGGUCUUGAUUCGAUUUUGCCAGUUACUAGUGCCCUUAUGACAAUGUAUGCUAGAUGUGGCAAGCUCGAAGUGGCGCAACGAAUUUUCAAUCAGGUGGAUAAGAAGGAUGUAGUGUCGUGGAAUUCCUUGAUAUCAAGCUAUGGUAUUCAUGGAUUUGGAAUGAAAGCAAUCCAAAUUUUCAAAGAUAUGCUAUAUCAUGGAGUUUCACCUAGCACUGUAACGUUUGUCAGUGUUUUGGGAGCCUGUAGUCAUGCUGGACUUGUCGAUGAAGGGAAGAGGUUGUUUGAUUCAAUGUGGAAAGAGCAUAGGAUACGUCCGGGUGUUGAGCACUAUGCUUGUAUGGUUGAUCUUCUUGGACGAGCCAAUAGGUUUGAUGAAGCAGCUAAGAUUAUUGAAGAUAUGCGGAUAGAACCAGGACCAAAGGUUUGGGGUUCGUUAUUAGGAGCAUGUAGAAUUCAUUGUAUUGUGGAGUUGGCAGAGAGAGCAAGUAGCAGGCUGUUUGAGCUUGAGCCAACCAAUGCUGGGAAUUAUGUACUUUUAGCUGACAUUUAUGCAGAAGCUCAGAUGUGGGAUGAGGUAAAAAGAAUGAGGAAGCUACUUGAAGCUCCAAAACUGCAAAAAGUCCCUGGUAGAAGUUGGAUAGAAGUUAAAAGGAAGAUGUACUCUUUUGUUUCUGUCGACGAGUUUAAACCACAAAUCGAGCAGGUUCAUGCUUUGUUAAUCAAACUGUCCAAAGAGAUGAAAGAGAAGGGUUACGUCCGACAGACAAAAGUAGUUCUCUAUGAUCUAGAUGAAGAAGAGAAGGAACGAAUUCUAUUAGGUCAUAGUGAGAAACUUGCCGUUAGUUUUGGACUCAUUAAUACCAAUUACGGGGAAGCUGUUCGAAUCACCAAGAAUUUGAGGCUAUGUGAAGACUGUCACUCAUUUACAAAAUUCGUCUCCAGGUUUGCGAACAAAGAGAUUCUGGUCAGAGAUGUGAAUAGAUUUCACCAUUUCAAGGAUGGAGAUUGUUCUUGUGGGGAUUAUUGGUAGUUACCCUCCUCACUCCCCCUCACCUUUUUUUUUUUCUUUUUGAAUUAGACAUGAAAGCAUAAGCCAUUGCAGACGGUGUACAGCAAUCCAACUUUGUUUGAAGAAACACAGUUACUAUGGUUAUUAUUAUUUUUGCUUUUCAAAUUGAGGAAUACUUACAUGUAUACUUAUCAUUCAAUAUUGCUUAAAA